AUGGCAGACUCAUCUUCAUCAUUUCUUGUUGGCUUUGAUAAUCCUCAACCAGAACAUCUUCCAGAACAAAAUGAUGAAAUACCAAGAGAUAUAUCUGUAGUACCUGAUAUUCAUAUUGAAGAAAAUACUCAAACAAUAACAGAAAUUGAAAACAAAAGAAGAGAAAUUCAAAAUAAAAUCAAAGAAGAGGUUCAACUUCUUUGUUAUCCAAAAGGUAUUUCACAAAGUGAGACUUGCAAAAUAAAAGAAAGUUAUUUAGAACAUUGUAAAGAGUUAAAUGAAUUAACUAUUAGUUACAAUGCAAACACUGAUGGAAUGACAAAGAAAAAAGAAAAAAGAAAAGAUUGUAUUUUAGUUGCAAAAACAAAUGAAAGGUUUGUUGAUGUAUUUUGUGGUAAAGUGGUUAAAUUAUUCUUAGAUACUCUAAAAGGGUAUCGUAUAGAUUUUCCACAUCUCCAAUAUUGUAAUAUAGAAAAUUCAACAAGAAAUACAUACGAACAACUUUUUGGACAAAAAGAUUUUGGUAUAUUUUGUGUUACUAAACAAGCAAAUGUAUUUGGUAUAUUCUUUCAUUCUGUUAAAUCACUUAAUGAACAGACUUAUGGUUGUUAUGAGUCUGCUUUAUUCAUUAUAAGAAGAAAUGGAAUGAAAGAAUAUAUUCCAAAAGUAAGUAAAAGAGCAAAUGAUAUUGAAAUUGUAUUUGGGAAUAAUGAGAAUGAUGAAUUGUUGAUAACAGUCAUUAAUAGUAUUGGAGAUUCAGUACAAUUUUUUAAUAACAGAUUCAACAUUGUUGGUGAUAUUCAUAACAUGUUUAAUGAAGUAGAAUGUAAUGAUAUGUUAUUAAGUAGAAAUAGCAACAAUGAAUAUCAAGAAGAAAUAACUGAAUUAAAAGUUAUGAAAAUUAAAUAA
Molecule: messenger RNA, 909 nt
Organism: Entamoeba histolytica HM-1:IMSS
Lineage: Eukaryota; Evosea; Mastigamoebida; Endamoebidae
Exons: 1
Coding region: 1-909 (302 amino acids)
Source: RefSeq, a predicted model, not a curated record